This is a messenger RNA of Exophiala xenobiotica, 2565 nucleotides long. RefSeq lists its product as uncharacterized. The coding region runs from base 81 to 2438 and encodes 785 amino acids. NCBI's taxonomy places the organism in Eukaryota, Fungi, Ascomycota, Eurotiomycetes, Chaetothyriales, Herpotrichiellaceae. The record is from RefSeq and is a predicted model, not a curated record. The transcript has 4 exons.
CUUGAACCUGAUACCAUCUGUAAACAGUAAACACAAGAACUCAUUGAGGCCUCGUUAACUAAAUACUUACCUCGUAGUGAAUGACGUCUCCUUCGUCUAGGCUCGUGCCUUCCGCUGCGGGCCACUCUUCUCCAUCACUAGCAUCCUCCGCAUUGACACUGACACCUGCCUGUACACAAUCCACGCAACCCAACAUCUUAGCCUCGACAAUUACAUCUCUUUCCACUCAUGUCCCUUCCAUGUCGACUCCAGAUCCUGUGGACGGGUCCAGCACCAAUGCCACCAUCAUAAGCCUUACUAAAAAGUUCAGGAAUCUGGGACGACUAGGUCCUUGGGUCAGAACAGGAGACUUUCGAACACCCCCUGAAGAUUCCUACCUUUGCGAUACAUGCCUGCGCCUUGAUCUCAAAAUCGAAUCCUUUUGCGUACAGCCUGGCGACAACGAAUAUGAAAGACAACACAAAUUCCGCUACCUAGGCCGACUCUCUCAAAUACGAAGACGAACCCAUUGCCCUUUCUGUCGACUUGUUCUAGCAAUAGCAGAUCGACCCUCCGACCAACGAACCCCUAGUCUACACGCAGAUGACGAUCCUGUAUGUUAUGCACGAUGGGUGGUGGACGGGCAAGAAGAUAUAGGACCGGACCCGGACAGACCCGGAGAGCAUAUUUUCAGACCCAAAACCCGCCGAUUGCUGAUUUACAGCGACCCUCAAGCCUUUAAAGACGGGUACAUUGUCCUCCUGGCCGAUGAUGCCCCAAGUCGCGAGUUCUUUGGACGCCAAAUCACAUCGCCCGAUCUCCUCGACCCGGAAGUCCUGCGUGAAUGGCUUCACGUCUGUGAAACCACGCAUGGAGAAGAGUGUGAAGAGUCGCUGGUACACCCCGAUUUGCUGGGACAACCCAAAAAUGUCUUUCGGGCAAUCGACGUGGAUAACAUGUGCAUCGCUGCGGUGCCUCAGUCCGCGAGAUACGUUGCGCUGAGUUACCUAUGGGGCAAGAAUUUUAUUCAACUCUUUACAACAUCCAAAAAUCUCCCUAAAUUAUCACAGCCAGGAGCAUUGGAGAGAGAAAAGCUUCCGCGAACAAUCAAAGACACCAUCAAACUGACCAAGAUGCUCGGGGAGAGGUAUUUGUGGACGGACAGUCUAGCUUUAGUGCAUGAUGAUGGCUUCCAGUACCACGAUGACUGGGUCUAUGCUCGUGCUACCGUUACUGUCGUGGCUGGCUCUGGUAAGGACGCCAAUGCAGGUUUACCCGGCGUGAGAAAAGAAUCGAGGACAUUCCACCAGGACAUCGAGGAGGUUAGGCCGGGCUUACGGUUAAUGGUGUCUCACCUUGCUGAAGACUACAUCUCAACCUCACAGUGGGAUUCACGAGCCUGGACCUUCCAGGAACGCAUGUUAUCUCGGCGAUGUCUCUUAUUCGUGAAUGGACGAAUCUACUAUCAAUGUCGACGGACGACUUUUUGCGAGGACAUCGAGAUGCCCAAGAACAAUGGAUGGUCGUUAGACUCGAUCGACAUGCCCACCCGAAUAUUCCGAAUGAAGCCCUUUGUCCAAUUCACCUCGGCGGUGGAAUUGUACACGCGACGAGAACUCACAAAUCCUGCGGAUAUCUUGAAUGCCUUUGAAGGAGUUCAACUUGUUCUCGAGAAACGGAUAGGCGCCAACAUAUAUUACGGUUCUUUGGAGACGAUGAUGAACUCGUCUCUGAUUUGGGAAUCCAACAAGCGGCUGCUUCGCCGUCCAGGAUUCCCAAGCUGGUCUUGGUCAGGCUGGAUGGGAGAGAUCCAGUGGAAGUAUACCGAGCCUGCACUUUCAUGGAUAGAAUGGCAUGCUGAUCAGGCUGAUGGCAUCCAUUCGUUUCCCCAACAAGGAUGCGAGCUGAUACAGCCCCCUAUCGAACGACCAGGCGCUGCUGGGCCAAUGUCUCGCCAUAAUAUGAGCAAGACAUUCCCACUAUUGCACUUCCGCACAAUUACUGCGCAUUUCAGACUUACAUCUCCAGCACUUAUUCACAAAUCGGUGAUUUCGCCGUUGAGAAAGAGGCUCACUGGGCCAAGUGCGCUGUCAACUGUCCGACCAGCGCCAGCCGAUCCAGGUCUUAUUCGAGUGGGUAUUGCAGAUAAACAUGGUUUAUGGUGCGGCACGAUCGAUCUCGACAUGAUAUGGAUGAGCCGAGCUGGGCGACCUUUCGAGUUCCUGGUCAUGUCCAAAGUCAGUCGAUUUACUGACGAUGAACUUGCUUUUUGGGAAGGCACUUUGCCUGAUGAUGUUGAAGAUGUUUUGGCUGGGCGAAACUACGGUGUUUAUAUUGUCCUGUUGGUUUCAAAGAGAGCCGGCAUAUAUUAUCGGGAAGGCCUGGGGCGUAUAAUGGUCGAGGGACUGGACAGAGCUCUCGAUCCAGGGCCCGAAUGGAAGGAUAUAGUCCUUGGUUGACUGGGGUUAACGGGCAAGAUACCCCUCUGGGAGCUGAACCCUGUUAAAAAUGAUACCAAGUGAUGCUAACAUUUGUUGGAGCAUCUAUUUUCAGCAACUCGAGCUGGCCAAGCACUUUGCACGUGUG